Molecule: messenger RNA, 4613 nt
Organism: Vespa velutina
Lineage: Eukaryota; Metazoa; Arthropoda; Insecta; Hymenoptera; Vespidae
Gene: pum
Product: pumilio homolog 2
Exons: 19
Coding region: 644-4375 (1243 amino acids)
Biological process (GO): post-transcriptional regulation of gene expression
Cellular component (GO): cytoplasm; nucleus
Molecular function (GO): mRNA 3'-UTR binding
Source: RefSeq, a predicted model, not a curated record
CUUCCACUUACCCUGAAAUCGCGCAGGAUCCUUGCGCGCGAAAUACGCGUACGCCGGUGUACGGACGUCGUGUGCUGUGCCUCGCUGUACAUACCUGUGAAUAGUGUAUUUUAAGCCUUAGUUUUUAACGAAAUCUGUUAUAAGUGAAGAACGUACGCGAUACGAAAGGGGAAACGGAAAAUAGGUUAGAAGGAAAGAACAAAUCGAUCAAGUUUUCUUCGGAACGAUUCUUGCAUUUAUGUAUUUAUAUCGAAAGCUGAGUGCUUCGCUAUAGAUCCUUUCCCGCCGAGAAACGUAGCGGACAUUGAAGAGAGAUCACCAUCGUGCGUGGUUCGCCCAAACGCCGGUUCUUCGUUGCGGGCCUAACCUUUCGAUUUACGGACGCUCGCUUGUGUGCAUUUACUCGCUCGCUCAUUCGUUCGCACGUUCGCUCGUUCGCUCGGUCGGUCGGUCGGUCGGUCGUACGUAAGUACGUACGUACGUUCGUUCGUUCGUUCGUUCGUUCGUUCGUUCGUUCGUCCGUUCGUUCGUUGGCUCGCUCGCUCGCUCGCUCGUUCGCUCAUUCGCUCGUCUUAUACUACAUCAUUCGUACGGCGCGUGUGUGUGCCUGCGGAAGAACGGCUGCUGCGGGUUUGACAGGACGAUGAAGUGGCUCGGUGCGAGCACCGCUGGCGCCGGCGGUGAACCGGCACCUUCAAUACAACUGCAUCAUCCUUCAGCGAACGGUCACAUACCCACGGAUGCAGAACAGUGUGGCCAAGCAAUGGCUGGUGGUGAUAGUAUGCGAAUACAACCUGGUCAGGCUCAUCAGAUUGGAGCUAGUAGAACUCAAGAUGAUGCGAUGGUUGGAUAUGUAUUUCAACGACCUACGGAACCAGAAUUUAAUGCACAAUCUGCAAAUUUCCAAACAAAACAAACUCCAAGAACAUGGACGUUAGCGGACGAUACUAUUGUCGAUAAUAAUCAAGAGAAAUGGAAAUAUCCCAUGACUAAACUCAGUAUACCACAACAAAGUCAACCACAACAAUUGGGUUUACAAACAAUGAAUAACAUACAUUUACCAUAUGAGAUUCAUCCUAUGCAGCUUAAGAGUGGAGCUCCUGGAGCAGAGCAUUUGGUUUACCUUAACAAUCAAAUGACAGCCCAGCAGCAAGUUGCACUUUUUCACCAUCAACAACAGCAGCAGCAGCAGCAAUUCAGAAAUGGACAGAUCGCUCCCUCAGCAAAAAAGCUCUGGGGUGUGGACGAAGGCGGCUCCAAGGACGAGGGUGGUGUAAAAGGUGGUGGGAUACUUCACCUGGGAGACCACCAAAUGUGGCGAGAUUCUACUUGGAGCACCUCAGAUCAUGCAGUGUCACAACCAAUAUCGAUGGGUACGGGUAGACGUGUGGGUGUUGGGACCGGAUAUCAUCAUCAAACUUCAGAAGUUGGGACAGUUCUUAGUCCUAGAAGCAGUGAAACGGGUGGAUUGGGAGUUAAAAUGGUUGAAUAUGUUCUUGGUUCAAGUCCCACAACACCGAAAGAUUUAGAACCUCGAAUGGUCUCUCUUAGAUUGAAUACGGACACAGAUAAAAAAGAAAAAGACAAAGGAUCUGCUAGUCCUUUUGAUAAUUCGAAGGAUGAUACUGGUCCACAAGGAAAUGGAUUAGCAUCACAGAAUGGUCUCGAUGAUGAUAAAGGUUUCAAUCGUACACCAGGUAGUCGUCAACCAUCCCCGGGUGAAGAAGAAUUUCAAAAAAAUGCUGCAGCAACGUUAGCAGUAAGCGCCGGCGGUGGUGGUGUAGUUUUGUUAAAACCAGGUGUUGACGUUGUUGGAAGCGAGGAACAUUUUAUGGCAGCAUUUGCUCCUGCACCACCACAUCAUCUUCAACAUCAUCAGGCACCACCUACGCAUCAUCUACAACAUCCUCAUUCUCACGCGGCACAACUUUUUGGGGCGCAGGCGCCACCACCCCCGCAAGCUCCACCACCCUCUCAACAACAACAACAACAGCAAGGCCCUCCUCAACCACAAGACACUACAACUCAUUUUGAUGUACAGCAAUUGUUUCGCAGUCAGCCGCAAGGCGCAACGCCGCAACAAUUACAAUUGCUACAACAGCAACAGCAACAACAACAACAACAACAAUAUCUGGCCGCGUCUCAGGCUCAACAGCAGCAACAACAGCAACAACAGCAACAACAAAAUUUUCCCACGGCACCGUACACCGUUAUAAGUGGACAAGAACCAUACGUAGGAGCUUUGAUAGCUGGUGCACCGCCACCAGUGGUACCUCAGUAUUAUGGAGUUGGCCCGUGGGUUUAUCCCGCUGGUCUACUACCGCAAGCACCUCCGCAAGCUGCGGCCCCACCGCCACCGAGACGACCGUUAACACCUUCCUCGGCAGCGGCCGCGGCGGCUGCGGCCCAAGACACCGCAAAUAAUUUGGCACAAACGGUUCAAGGUCAAUAUCAGGUUAUACCAGCUUAUUACGAUCAAAAUGGAUCCAUAGUUAUGGGCGGUGUACGCGGCCUUAGUUCCGCGGCAACUCCAAUGAGAUUAGUCAGCCCAGCACCCGUUCUAGUGAACAGAGCUCCUUCUCAACCACCUCCUGGACCACCUGCUCCUCCGCCACCGAGUCUCUAUUCACAGGCGACCCCGACAUCGCAUAGUAAUGCCACGCCUGGUGAAUGUUUAGGUCUGGCAGCGUGCAGCGCAGCAGCGGUUGUUGCGCAAGCUCAAGCAGUUGCCGCACAACAGGCACAACAACAAGGAUCAGGACUUGCCGCAGGUCUGGCGGCUUUGGGAUAUGGAGGUUCUCCUCUUGGAGCAUUGGGCUCACCUGCCCAACUUCAAACAACAGGUUUGGGACUUGGAGCAUCAUCGACAGGAAGAAGGGAUUCCUUCGAUAGGAAUACAUCGGCAUUUAGCCCAAGCUUGGAAUACAGUCGAGCGAAAUGGCCACAAAGUUAUGGAGCUCUUGGUACAGUAACGGCUUCGCCAAGUCCAUUAGGAUUAUCUUUGACUCCACCACCAACUUUGGGAGGAUCCUUGGGUGGACUUGUAGGAGGUGCGAAUCGAGUAUCAGCUGCUCCAGGUGCCGAAGCUAAAUUCCGUGCAAGCGCUGUACCAGCAUUAACAGCUAAUGGUGUAUUCGGUUCGAGCAGUUCUCUUUUCCCAAAUUUGGUCGGUAAAGCAGGCCGUACUGGAGCUACGAAUAUCGGGGAUAAAAAUGCUGGAGGUCGAUCUCGUCUUUUGGAGGAUUUUAGAAAUAAUCGAUUCCCGAGUCUUCAAUUACGUGAUUUGGUUAAUCAUAUCGUUGAGUUCAGUCAAGAUCAACAUGGUUCACGUUUCAUUCAACAAAAGUUAGAACGUGCUUCUGCCAGCGAGAAACAUCUCGUAUUUCAAGAGAUACUUGCUUCUGCUUAUUCUCUUAUGACAGACGUUUUUGGGAAUUAUGUCAUACAAAAGUUCUUUGAAUUUGGAACGCCCGAACAAAAAUCUACUUUAGCGCAAAAGGUUCGAGGUCAUGUGUUACCUUUGGCACUACAGAUGUAUGGCUGCAGAGUAAUACAAAAGGCUCUUGAAUCUAUUGGGCCGGAACAGCAACAAGAAAUUGUACGAGAAUUAGAUGGGCACGUAUUGAAAUGCGUUAAAGAUCAAAAUGGAAAUCACGUUGUUCAAAAAUGUAUCGAAUGCGUCGAACCAAGAGCAUUACAGUUUGUUAUCGGUGCAUUUGCCGGACAAGUUUAUUCAUUGAGUACUCAUCCGUAUGGAUGUAGAGUAAUUCAACGUAUAUUGGAACAUUGCACUCCUGAACAAACACAAGGGAUUUUACAAGAAUUGCAUGCCGCCACCGAUCAGCUUAUACAAGAUCAAUAUGGUAAUUACGUCAUUCAGCAUGUACUCGAGCAUGGAAAGCCAGAGGAUAAAACACAAUUGAUUAGUAGCGUCAGGGGUAAAGUACUUGCACUAUCACAACACAAAUUUGCAAGCAAUGUUGUGGAAAAAUGUGUUACCCAUGCUACGAGACAGGAACGUGCCGUUCUCAUUGAAGAAGUUUGCGGUUUUAAUGACAACGCGCUCAAUGUUAUGAUGAAGGAUCAAUACGCUAAUUACGUGGUACAGAAGAUGAUAGAUGUGGCAGAGCCUGCACAACGUAAAGUGUUGAUGCACAAGAUUCGCCCGCAUUUAGGAAGUCUCCGCAAGUAUACGUAUGGCAAGCAUAUAAUCGUUAAAUUAGAGAAAUUCUUCAUGAAGACAGCAUCCGCUAUGGGAGUAUCAACGCCAGCUGGUGCCUCGAAUAAUAGCGGAGAUCUUGGACCGAUCGGACCUCCAGCAUCCGCUGCUGGUACUGUUUCUACGCCGGCGCAACAGUCCACGCAGGUUUUAUAAGCGCACGAUUUUUGAAACUCUCUUCUCUCCCCCCCCUCCCACCAAAUAAGCAGAAAAUUUUCACAUGCCCGACACCACCAUACUUUACGGUAAACAUCGACUAGGCUCAUCAUUCUACAUUUAUCUGUUUACAUCACCAUAUUUUACGCAUUUCGAGAGUUACGUUAUGAUUAUCUUUCUUCAAGUAUAACAUACUAAGAAAGAAUGAAAGAAAGAAAGAAAGAAAGAAAGAAAGAAA